AUGUCGCAACGCGGGCGCAAGAGAUCGCAGCGCGAGGAUUCUGAGGAGGAAGAUGGGGUGGAGUUGGAACACAUCCAAAAGAAGAAAACAGUACGGCGCCGCAAGAAGACUGACGCGGACGACGAAGAGGGAGACCACAAGGCCACACGCUGGGAGAGCCUUUCUCGCGAGCAACGGGAGAAGUUGGUGGGGGAUGUGAUGCGAUUGGCCCUCUUCCUCGACCACAAAAAGCACCCUCUCAAGCGAGCGGACGUGACCGCAAAGGUUCUGCCGGGCCACAAAGGCAGCCAACUCACCUCGCACCUCAUAGCUGAGGCUCAGAAGAAGUUCAAGUACAUCUUUGGGUACGAGCUGGCUGAAGUGCCGCGAGUGAAAGCAGAUGCCUCAGACACGGGAAAGGGCGGGACUGGCGUGUACAUCCUGAAGAACGUCUAUCCAAAAGAAGCGAAGCAAGUACUGAGCAGUGUCAUCACCAAUCAAGGACUUGCGAAUCAAACUGCGCUGUUGCACACCAUACUGGCGAUGAUCACCCUGUCCGACGGAGUGCUUGAAUCAGAAUUGCUGUUCACCAGCCUCAAGAAGCUCGGGCUCGACGAAGAUCACCCCGACCCAGUUCUGGGCGACUGGAAAAAGCUCAUCGACUAUUUCGUCAAGGAAAUGUACAUUCACCGGCAGAAGAUCACGGGAAGGGUCAGCGCAAGUGGGGCUGUGAUCAGCGAAUACCGCUGGGGCGGACGCGCCCUGCUGGAGGUGGACAAGAUUGAGAUCAUGCGGCAUGUGGCGGCGAUGUUUGGGGAGCCGCUUGAUCCGCUGAUCGUGCAGGAGAUGGAGAAGGCAAUGCAGCAGAGGAUGCAGAAAGCUGCCAACAGCGCUGCUGAAGGCUCGAGUGAGGCGUCUGGCUCACAGACAAGCGCAGCAGCACCGAAACGGCCUGCCGCCGCCAGAGGCAAAGCCAGAAGAGAGGCCGACUGA
This is a messenger RNA of Acanthamoeba castellanii str. Neff, 972 nucleotides long. RefSeq names its product MAGE family protein. The transcript has 9 exons. Gene Ontology annotation, cellular component: nucleus. The coding region runs from base 1 to 972 and encodes 323 amino acids. The record is from RefSeq and is a predicted model, not a curated record. Lineage: Eukaryota; Discosea; Longamoebia; Acanthamoebidae.